Molecule: messenger RNA, 1617 nt
Organism: Myotis myotis
Lineage: Eukaryota; Metazoa; Chordata; Mammalia; Chiroptera; Vespertilionidae
Gene: RNF186
Product: ring finger protein 186
Exons: 1
Coding region: 160-921 (253 amino acids)
Biological process (GO): protein K29-linked ubiquitination; protein localization to mitochondrion; protein K63-linked ubiquitination
Cellular component (GO): endoplasmic reticulum membrane
Molecular function (GO): ubiquitin protein ligase activity
Source: RefSeq, a predicted model, not a curated record
GCAGCCCUGGGAGAGCGGUGCCAGACGGCUGUUAUCACCAGGCACCCAACAGAAGGAAAAGGAGGCUUGAUACGCCGCCUCAGGUCAGACGUGGUCCCGCAGCACCUUGUCCAUGCCCAGGCCCUGAGCUGCCGGGUCCCACCGGCUCCCCUGCCCGGAAUGGCCUGCACCGAGGCCCCACAGCAGCCAGCCCCGCACCAGCCCCAGCCCCUCUCGGCAGGAGCCACCACCACCACGGACACCGCAGGCCCUGCUGGGGGUCAUCGCGGCUCCGUGGGUCCCGACCCGGAGUGCCUGGUGUGCCGGGAGCCCUACAGCUGUGCCCGACUCCCCAAGCUGCUGGGCUGCCAGCACUCCUUCUGUGCUGUCUGCCUGAAGCUCCUGCUGUGCCCGCAGAACGACACCUGGUCCGUCACCUGCCCGCUGUGCCGCAAGGCCACCGCCGUCCCCGGGGGCCUCAUCUGCGGCCUGCGUGACCAGGAGGCCGUGGUGGGGCGGCUCGCCCGGCCGUGCCCAGAAGUGUGGCUCUGUCCUCAGGAGCUGGUGAGUCCCGCCGCCCUGACAGCAGGGCACCCCGGCUUGGCAGGAGAGGAUGGGCAGGACGUGGCAAGUGCCAACCGUGUGGCAGCCCGGCGCCUGGUGGCACACCUGCUCCUGCUGGCCUUGCUCAUCGUCCUCAUCCUGCCCUUCAUCUACCCCGGGAUCAUGCAGUGGACGCUCACCUUCAUCAUCGCCCUGGCCCUGCUGGUGGCCACCCUCUUCUGCUGUCACCCCCGCAGCCAGGGCAGCGGCCGGCCCUGCCCCAGGACCCUCUUCUGCGGGGAGCAGAAACACAGCGAGAUCUCCUCCGUUGCCUGUGUGCACCCCGUCCAGGCACCCACAGCACCUUGUGCCUCUGCGGCCCCGAUAUUCUCCCAGUGAACAGGGUAAGGGGCUGUGAAGUUAGGCUGCUCCCUCAGGAGACGGACUGCCAGCCAGACUUGCAAGCUAAAGCCAGAUGCUGUCUCGGAUCCAGAACUAUGUGCUUGGAGGACAGACUUAUGCCUGCCCCGGGGACAGCGUGGCUAAGCUGUUCGGGGUGGGGAGGAGGCACAAAUGACUUGAACACUACAAGGGGGGCUCCUGUUCCUCUGAUUCCAGUGCCCCGGGUUUUUCUUUCUAUACCUUGAGGAAAGUAGUGCAAUAUUAAUGUAUCGAAGAACCAAUAGAACCAGAACUCCUCUUUUAUUGUUUUGUAAUUUAUGCAGCUGGUUUUAUUUUAUUGCUUGGUUGGGGGCUGGGUUUUUGUGUUUGGGGUAGUUUGCUCAUAUUUCUGGCUGCUACACAAUUUCCCUCCUGGGAAGUCAGAGCUCACGGGACGUCCUCCUGUGUCCCCGCCAAUGCUGCCCAUCUCAUGCCCACCCGCCUUGCCAGUUUGGGUCUUCCAUGGAGUCGCCCUGCCGUUCUUCCCCCCAAGAAUGGAAGGAGAGAACUUGUAUGAAGAAGCGGUACUUCUGAUGCCAGCAGGAGCCCCCACGUUUAGUUGGCAGAGCUGGGGAGUGGGGAGGGAAUGCGGGUGGCUCUGGGAAUUUCCCUCAGCAUCCCCCACCAGAAUUUCCCAGUUCCGUGUCUUCUGGC